CUCGCACAAUGGAGGCGAGCAAGGGCUACAGUCGCGCGAUGCUGGAAGCACUAGCAACCGCAAACCCCAACGAGCUUCGUGAUGCACUGAAUGAGCUAAUGUCCGUUCGCGGUCACUUGAAGCAGCUCUCGUUUGGCGACAAAAUGGACCUUGCCAGUCGCCUCGCCAUGGCACUUGCAUCCCUACGUCUCGACAACUCUGUCAACAGCCUACGUCUACUUGACGUCACUCGGUCGCUUCUGGUGUCCCUCUUGGAUAAGGCCAAUGGUGCAUUAGCCCGAGCGGUACCAGAAGUCCUCGAAGAACUGCUGGGCGCACUGGACCUCACUACGGCGUCGCAACAGUCUGUUCCAGCGCACAUGCAAUUGAUUCACUUUACAACGUUGGCGAUUGCUCUCGAAUGCCUCGACUUGCCAAAAACCAACCCGCUGUGGCUUCGACUCGACCGUCAUCUCGGACCCGUCUUCACGUCAGUAGCCGCCAGCGGUGAAAAGACGUCAUUACCUCCUCCUUCCGACGUACCAUCGGCGUCAUGGCCGUCAUUUGACCACUGCCACGACGUGGCAGUGGUUCGCAGCAUUCAGAAUUUCCUUGGCACACACGUCACGGAAACACGAACACCGCUGCAGUCUGAGUUGUUUGCAAUUGCUCACUGGGUUGCUUUCGUUGCUGGUUUGUGCAUCAUCGUUGCUUGGAUCUUCAAUGCGACGACAACAUUCAACACGCUCGGAGUGGGUUUGGUGUGCUAUGGAGGUAUUCAGGUCUGUCGACACAGGGAACGAUCACGCCAACGGCAUGCGUUGCUACGGCUUGCUCUGCACCGCUGCGAAUUGCCAUACGCUGGCGACACGUGGUGCACACCUCCACCGUCGGACGAUAAGGCCAAGCCCACCGUGAACAAGAUGCCUCGGCAAGUUGCUUCGGCAUGGUCAGAGCCAUCGGGAGGUGAUCACGGCAACAGCGAGGGCCAUCUCGCAGUCAUCCAUGAAGAAGACCACGAGGCGAACGAGAUGCCGAAGAACCCACCCGUCGAUUCCUCCAUUUUGUCUCAUAUCAAUCCAGCGGAAAUGCUCGAAACACUGCAGCGACUGAAUUCUCUCCUCGCCGCCGACGACGACGUAAGCGCCGAGACGCGCGAAAAGGUCCAACGAGGACUCCAAGUGCUUGAGCAGAUGGGGACGAUUCCGACUGACGAAUUGAAACACGCAGGGACAGACAAAUAGCAGUCUCCAUAGCGACGAUACCGUGUGCGCAGCCACCAUCGACAACCUUGUCUCGCGCACCAACGUCGACAGUAUAUGGGUAGCACAGGAUCGAAUGGAAUGAUUAGACCGAAAAGAUGAUGCGGUGAAACCACUGAUUCGCUCGUGC
This is a messenger RNA of Aphanomyces invadans, 1371 nucleotides long. RefSeq lists its product as hypothetical. The record is from RefSeq and is a predicted model, not a curated record. Bases 9 to 1223 code for a protein of 404 amino acids. NCBI's taxonomy places the organism in Eukaryota, Oomycota, Saprolegniomycetes, Saprolegniales, Verrucalvaceae. The transcript has 3 exons.